Phytophthora infestans T30-4 is the source of this 1759-nucleotide messenger RNA. RefSeq names its product sorting nexin, putative. The transcript has a single exon. Gene Ontology annotation, molecular function: phosphatidylinositol binding. Bases 104 to 1687 code for a protein of 527 amino acids. The record is from RefSeq and is a predicted model, not a curated record. Gene Ontology annotation, cellular component: endosome. NCBI's taxonomy places the organism in Eukaryota, Oomycota, Peronosporomycetes, Peronosporales, Peronosporaceae.
GUAGCAGACAAAGAAGCAUUAAUAUUUAGUGCUGCCUCUUGUGUCUGCGGCGAUGGAGGGGCGAAACGGCAAGUGGGUGAACGUGGACUAUACGAACCGCAUUAUGGAGGAGUCGGCGGCGCUGCCGCCGGGUGGAUCAGCCGCAGCCUCCGCGACUAACAGCGGGCUGGACGACCUGACGCCAUUUCUCCCAGCGUCCGAUGGCCAAUACGAUCGCUCCAUGUCGUCUCUGAACUCAUCGUCGGCCUCUUCAGCCCGCGGCGAGCCUCCAUCCAACAUCCAGGUGACUGUCAGUGAGCCUGUGAAGCAAGGAGAGGGUAUGAACGCCUACAUUUCGUACAAGAUUAGCACUACAACGACGCGUCCGCAGUUCUCCAAGAGCUCUUUCUCCGUUGUACGUCGCUACAGUGAUUUUGUAUGGAUCCAUGGCCACUUGAGUGCCUUGUACCCCGGGGUGGUAGUGCCUCCGUUGCCCGAGAAGCUGCUAGUAGGACGCUUCUCACCCGAAUUCAUUGAAAGCAGACGCAGAGCGCUACAGCUAUUCCUACAGCGCUGCUGUCUACACCCUGAACUACAGCACAGUGAGCACCUCACCACCUUCUUGGAAGCCAGUGAGGAUCAGCUACAGGCAUUUCGUAAAGAUCCACGUCAUGCAGCGCCCAAUGCCCAGCGGGGAGUGCUGUUCCAAUGGCUAGACGACACAGUGAACACCAUCUCGUCCACUUUAAUCACACCUGCAACGAACUUGCCGAAGACCCCAGCGGACAUUGAAGUGGAGGACAUGAUGGCUUACAUUGAAGGGCUGGAACCAAUAAUGACAGGGCUGCAUAAGCACGCCCAUGGGCUCACAAAGCGCGCCCGGGAGAUCGCAGACGGACUGUUUGAGUUUGGAGUAUCAUUUACGUUAUUGGGCAAGUCGGAGGAGAACCCGUCGCUACAGGAAGGACUGAACCAUAUCGGACAUUGCUCGGACAAGCUGUCGAUCUUGGCUGCUGAACAUGCCGAGCGUGAGGCGCUGCACUUUGAAGAGCCGAUAUUCGACUACAUUCGUCUGGUUGGGGCUGUGAAGGCUGCUUUACAGAAGCGGAAUGAAGUGAGAUGUGCAUAUGGCGCUGCAGUGGCCAAUCUGGAAGCCAAGGAAGCGGCGUUGUCGAAGUUGCUCAAGCAUACGCGAGGUGGGUCUUCAGAGGAGAAGGUUCAAGUGGCUGAGAGCGAAGUACGCACGGCACAGCAACAAAUGGAAGAUGCGAAGCUGGAAGACGACAUUGUCACGGAACGCGUGCUACGGGAAGUGGAGCGAUUCAAACGUGAGAAGCUGGCAGACUUUAAGCAUAUUAUCUUGGACUACAUUCAGAUGCAGAUCGAGUACAGCAAAAAGGUCGAAGAAGAGUGGCAAAAAGUCAUCCCACACCUCACCAUGAUCCAUGUGGAGAAUGGCGGGUCUCCGGUGUCGUCUAUGAGUCCCGUUUCAGAAGCUACCAAUGGGAGUUUCCAGGAGAGAGACGCACAUUCAGCUUCUAUUGGUCCGGUCAUUCAGGAGGACUACAUCCCGUCGAAUGGAGAUCUGGCGGAUAGUCUGGCGGAUCUAACGCUGAUGGCAAACGACAGUGCUGAUGAGGAUCCAUUCCAGCGCUCUCCGUACGGCUCUCGGCCUCUGGAAGACUCGAACCCGGACGUGUCACUAUAGGAGAGGCCUGUGAUGGAAGAGCCUCUUGUGUUUGACGAUCGAUUAUAUUUUAAUGUAAGCAAGGAAACUUAA